AUGUAUCACUUAACCUCUCUAUGUUUAUCAUUCAUCAUUAUCCAAUGGGCAUUAACUGCAAACCUGCAUCCACGAGUCUACGAUGGCCAAGAUUUGCAAUCCAAUGUCAACCAAUAUUUAGUUGAAUUGGAAUUAUAUGAGUCAAGGUCUCAAGGCGCAAGCUCCUAUGGUUGUAGCGGUUCAAUUCUAAGCAAAAGAUGGGUCAUAAGUGCAGCUCACUGUUUUGAAGGUAAUAUCUUGCACGUCACUGUACAGCGGAAUAAAAUUGGGCCAUUUCGAGAACUCAUUGCGGAGGUGGAUAGAUCCGGUGUAACGGUUCAUCCAGACUACGAACAAGGACUUACUACAUAUAAAAAUUUAGAAAACGAUUUGGCGCUUUUGAAGACUACCAAAAAUAUGUUAUUUGAUGAUUUCACUAAACCAAUAAGGCUGGCGAGAAUCAGGCCACAGGUCGGCCAAACUGUUAUUCUUGCUGGUUAUGGGAACUCAGAUUACGGUACUUCGAUACCUCAAAUGGGUACUACUCUCUUAACUGAGUGUGAACUUUUAAAUCCCGAAUUAUCUGAAUCUAAGUUGUUGUGUACAUAUUGUACUGUGAGAGCUGGGUCAGGUGACUCUGGUGGGCCGCUAGUAUCAAGAGGCAUGUUGAUUGGAGUUAUAAGUGCCGGUUGUGCGGAUGAGCAUAUACAUCAGGACUGUACGACUUAUUACGUCGACGUAACCCAGCAUUUAGAUUGGAUUAAAAAAUUAACGCACAUUCCGUGA
Molecule: messenger RNA, 765 nt
Organism: Arctia plantaginis
Lineage: Eukaryota; Metazoa; Arthropoda; Insecta; Lepidoptera; Erebidae
Source: the annotation of a GenBank genome assembly